AUGUCGUGGAAGAGGACGGACAAGCUGAUGGAGACCAUCAAGCAUUACUCCAAGUUCCCAGCAACUGGCGUAAGCUUGAGGCAGAUGGUGCAGUUCGGGGAGAAGCCCUCCACCGGAACCCUUUUCCGCGCCUCCCAAUUCCUCUCCGAAGAGCUUCCCAUCCGGUUAGCCCACCGUGUGCAAGAACUCAGUGAACUACCCGACGGGCUCAAUGAGAUGCCAUCUAUACAGAGAGUGACGGACUGGUACGCUCAGUCAUUCGAGGAAUUGACCACUCUUGAACGGCCUUCGCUUUCAAAAGAAGUUAGAGAUAGACUGCUACGCCCGGCUAAGAAAGCAGGAAAGGAUUCGAGGAUACUUAGCCAGACAACGCACAACCCAAGCGUCAAACAGGGCCAUAACGGCGAGCGGAAAGCAGGUUCGGCUCGGCGGUACUAUGUGGCUGCGGACGAUGGCCAGGGCUGGCCGCCGGAGCUGAGCCAGUAUAACAACCAGUUUCGGGAGACGCUUGAUAAGAUCAAGCGCCGGCACGAUAGUGUUGUUACCACAGUCGCACAGGGAAUUCUCGAAUGGAAGCGCAAGCGCCAGCGCAUGCAGAUCGACCACAACAUCCAAUCCUUUCUUGACCGCUUCUACAUGUCCCGCAUCGGCAUCCGGAUGCUGAUCGGCCAACACAUCGCACUGACCGACCAAAAGCAACAUUCCGACCCCAACUACGUCGGCAUAAUCUGCACAAAGACCAAUGUGCACGAUCUGGCGAAGGAAGCCAUCGAGAAUGCGCGCUUCGUCUGUGAAGACCACUAUGGACUCUUUGACGCCCCAAAAGUGCAACUGGUGUGCAACCCAGAUAUCAACUUCAUGUAUGUUCCCGGACAUCUGAGUCACAUGCUCUUCGAGACGUUGAAGAAUUCUCUGCGUGCCGUGGUGGAGACGCAUGGACAAGACAAGGAGGAGUUUCCGGUAACGAAAGUUAUUGUAGCUGAGGGUAAGGAGGAUAUUACAAUCAAAAUAACCGACGAAGGAGGAGGAAUCCCGCGUAGUGCCAUUCCACUGGUCUGGACGUACAUGUACACGACCGUAGAUCAGACGCCGAGCUUGGAUCCAGACUUCAACAAGAGCGAUUUCAAGGCGCCCAUGGCUGGGUUCGGAUACGGCUUGCCUAUUAGUAGACUCUACGCCCGAUACUUCGGCGGCGACCUAAAGCUGAUUAGCAUGGAGGGAUACGGCACCGAUGUCUACCUCCAUCUCAACCGCCUCUCCUCCUCCUCCGAGCCCCUGCAAUAG
Coniosporium apollinis CBS 100218 is the source of this 1284-nucleotide messenger RNA. RefSeq names its product pyruvate dehydrogenase kinase. Gene Ontology annotation, molecular function: pyruvate dehydrogenase (acetyl-transferring) kinase activity. Gene Ontology annotation, cellular component: mitochondrion. The transcript is spliced from 6 exons. NCBI's taxonomy places the organism in Eukaryota, Fungi, Ascomycota, Dothideomycetes. The record is from RefSeq and is a predicted model, not a curated record. Bases 1 to 1284 code for a protein of 427 amino acids. Gene Ontology annotation, biological process: regulation of glucose metabolic process; protein phosphorylation.